Messenger RNA from Pecten maximus, 2621 nucleotides. Its product is annotated as ficolin-3-like. The transcript has 4 exons. The coding region runs from base 397 to 1014 and encodes 205 amino acids. The record is from RefSeq and is a predicted model, not a curated record. Lineage: Eukaryota; Metazoa; Mollusca; Bivalvia; Pectinida; Pectinidae.
UACUCAGGGACAGCUGUUAUAAGAUAAGUAAUUAACAGUGAUGAUUUAAUACACUACCUUGUACACCACUUAAUUUUAUUGUGAAUUAUCUCUGUAACUUGAUUAGUUUUGUAUAUAUCAUUAAAGUGUGUUUUGAACUUAGCUGCUGGGUUUCAUCUUUCUGUUAUUACCACGUAACAGAGCAUAAUUCAUGGAAAAAACGUUGAAUUUCACUGCUGAAUCUGAAAAAAAAUGAGUUUUACCUAAUAGGAUAAAAUGAAAAGAAAAUACAAUCUUGUUUAUAGUCAAUGUCUGUGUCCAAUCAAUAGUAUUAUACCAAGUGAUACAUGUAUCUCCUAGAGAAAACGCUUCCUUUGUCAAUCGGUAGGAUUGCCCAGCUGUUCCAGUGUACCAUCAAUGUAUCCUUCCGGAGUGUAUCCGAUAGGACCACCAGGGGGCGUCAUUACAUACUUGUUCUGUGACAUGGACACUGAGGACGGACCGUGGACGGUAAUACAAAGAAGAAUAAAUGGUAAUGUUGAUUUCUUUCGCAACUGGAACGACUACAAAAAAGGCUUCGGUGAUUUGUAUGGAGAUUUCUGGAUCGGUAACGACAUCCUUCACCUCCUGACGAACUCGUUGAAUAUCCUACGUGUGGGUCUGGAGACCUGGGACGGGACAAGAGGAUAUGCCCAGUACUCCAAGUUCCAGGUAGACGAUGAAGGUCAGAAUUACAGAUGUAAUGUGUAUGUACCUGGAUACACUGGAAACAUAUCCGGAGAGUCUUUGGGCCACAGUGAUGGACAACCCUUCAGCACGUUCGAUCGAGACAAUGACGUCAGUCCUCAUCCUCCCCAUAGCAACUGUGCCGUGACGCACCAAGGUGCCUGGUGGUUCAGACAAUGCACAGGUACUAACCUGAACGGUCGUUUUCAACAGGACAACGGAGACAGCAUAAAAGCGAUGUUCUGGUGGCAUUUCCCUCCUGGCCGAGUUAACGCUCCACUGAGGAAAGCCUGGAUGAUGAUCCGAUAGGAAUAUCCUCAGACAUGGCUUCGGAAAUAAACUGUCAUAAACGUUUCCUAAUUAUUUCAGUCACCUGCAGGUAACACCGUGCGUGACAUUUCUAUUUAUUUCAGUCACCUGCAGGUGAAACCGUGAGUGAAGUUUUCUACUUCAUUCAAGUCCGUUGCCUAUAAAAAAAAAGAGGACAAAAAGUGAACCUCAUAUCACUGAGUAAGACAUGUUCUACUGAAUUUUUAGUCCCCAGUCGACGGAAGCAGGAUUAUAGGUGUCCUCUCCGUCCGCCGUCUGUCUUAUACGUACGUACAUGUAUAUGUACGUGACAUCAAGAUACAAGUAUAUUCAUAGUACUGGAUUCAGUAUCCAAAUACUAUAAGAUACUGUGAAUAAUUUUGUAAAACUUGUGUGAAAUUAUUGAAAAGUCUAUGCGCUUAACUCCAUUUUAUUAUGGAAACAUUUCAGUUCAUUCCAUUAGCGCUAUUUUUUGUUUAAUUUUAAUCACUUGUGUAUAUUCUGGUGUUGCUCGUUUAUCGUAUGUAUCGAUCUGAGUAUUAAAUAUACUUCUGUUCAGACACCAGUGGACAAGUUCGAAUUUAAGGGUUGUUGGGUCAAGCACAAGGCCGUCGUUACUAUUUAGAAAAUUCUUUGUCAGCACUCUGACGUCUUUAUUCUUUGUCAGCACUCUGACAUCUUUAUUCUUUGUCAGCACUCUGACGUCUUUAUUCUUUGUCAGCACUCUGACAUCUUUAUUCUUUGUCAGCACUCAGACAUCUUUAUUCUUUGUCAGCACUCUGACAUCUUUAUUCUUUGUCAGCACUCUGACGUCUUUAUUCUUUGUCAGCACUCUGACAUCUUUAUUCUUUGUCAGCACUCUGACAGCUUUCUUCUUUGUCAGCACUCAGACAUCUUUAUUCCUUGUCAGCACUCUGACAGCUUUCUUCUUUGUCAACACUCUGACAGGUUUCUUCUUUGUCAGCACUCUGACAUCUUUAUUCCUUGUCAGCACUAUGACAUCUUUAAUCUUUGUCAGCACUCUGACAGCUUUCUUCUUUGUCAGCACUCUGACAGCUUUAUUCUUUGUCAGCACUCUGACAGCUUUAUUCCUUGUCAGCACUCUGACAGUUUUCUUCUUUGUCAGCACUCUGACAUCUUUAUUCUUUGUCAGCACUCUGACAGCUUUAUUCCUUGUCAGCACUCUGACAGCUUUCUUCUUUGUCAGCACUCUGACAUCUUUAUUCUUUGUCAGCACUCUGACAGCUUUAUUCUUUGUCAGCACUCUGACAGCUUUAUUCCUUGUCAGCACUCAGACAUCUUUAAUAUUUGUCAGCACUCUGACAUCUUUAAUAUUUGUCAGCACUCUGACGUCUUUAUUCUUUGUCAGCACUCAGACAGUUUUAUUCCUUGUCAGCACUCAGACAUCUUUACUCUUUGUCAGCGCUCAGACAUCUUAAUAUUUGUCAGCACUCUGACAGUUAUAUUCCUUUGUCAGCACUCUGACAGUUUUAUUCCUUUGUCAGCACCCUGACAGUUUUAUUCUUUGUCAGCACUCUGACAGUUUUAUUCUUUGUCAGCACUCUGACAGAUAUAUUCUUUGUCAGCACUCUGACAGCUUUAUUCUU